Molecule: messenger RNA, 1140 nt
Organism: Sinocyclocheilus grahami
Lineage: Eukaryota; Metazoa; Chordata; Actinopteri; Cypriniformes; Cyprinidae
Product: proteinase-activated receptor 1-like
Exons: 3
Coding region: 1-1140 (379 amino acids)
Biological process (GO): blood coagulation; positive regulation of Rho protein signal transduction; positive regulation of blood coagulation
Cellular component (GO): plasma membrane
Molecular function (GO): thrombin-activated receptor activity
Source: RefSeq, a predicted model, not a curated record
AUGGCCUCUUCCUGGGCAUGGUCCAGCGGGAUCUCUAUUGACAGAUCUCUAGGCAGUUUUGGUAUUAUAAAAGACUGUAAUUCUACUUUGGACCAAGCAAAGAUCAACUAUUCCUCACUGUCCAUCUCAAACGAGACUGUUGACUUCCUUAAAGGCCCAAUGGUCACACGCCUCAUGCCCUCGUUCUACAUCUUCAUCAUCCUCAUUAGUUUGCCCCUGAAUGGUUUGGCGAUGGUAACGUUCACCUAUAGGAUCCGAGAGAAGAAACCAGCUGUGAUCUACAUGUCUUACCUGGCGUGUGUGGACCUGCUCUUCACCCUGCUGCUGCCUCUGAAGAUCCACUACCAGCUGAACGCUUCAAAUUGGGUGUUUGGUGAGGCGGUGUGUCGUGUGCUCAGUGCAGCUUACUACUGCUACAUGUACUGCUCCAUACUGCUGAUGAUGUGCAUGAGUGUGGACAGGCUGCUGGCUGUGGCAUUUCCUAUCGCCUCUCUGACCUGGAGGAGCACAAGGAAAGCAACACUCAUAUGCACAUUAACUUGGCUGCUGGCAGUCACUGGUACGGUACCACUUCUCUCAAUGAGACAAACAUUUAAGAUUAAGGAUAUGGGUGUCACUUGCCAUGAUGCACUGAUCCAUGCUGACCCUACAGAUCAGCAAUACAUGUACCAGUUCUCCAUCCUCUCCUGUGUCUACUACUUUAUGCCACUCAUCAUCACCUUCGUGAGCUACUCCACCAUCAUAUAUGUGCUCCAUGUAAAGUCUAAUCUCUUAGCUACAUCAUCCUCAUCUUCAGACAACCGAAGGAGGGCAGUGAUUAUGGCUAUCGCUGUGCUGAUUGAGUUUGUGGUGUGCUUUGCACCAACCAAUGGCAUCUUGUUGUACCACUGUGUUCGUUUAGCCACCGGAGGCAGCAGUGAGGAGGGGAAAUACUACCUGAUGGCUGUGUGUUUGGGGAGCGCAAGUGUUUUUCUGGACCCUCCGUUAUAUUACUAUGGCUCGUCUCAAUGCAGAGAGCAGAUCCGCUCUCUGAUCUGGUGGAGGAAGACAAAAAGCUCAACCACACCAUCAAACACAAACAGUCAAACAAAAUCCUCUAACCUGAGUUGCGAGUACACUCAGUCUCACGUUAAGGUGUGA